AUGCCCAGUGCAAACCUUGCCGCAUACCUAGCGAAGAACUAUCUCACAGCUUCCACGUCUCAGUCUCCUUCCCAAUCUGCCUCGUCAGAUUUCCAAGAUUCGACUCGCCCAAAGAAGAAGCGGCGCAAGAAUAAGGAUGAACCCGUCGAAGGUGGACUGGUAAUCGCUGACGAUGACGAAUCCCUGUCCCUCCGAGGCACCGCUUCAAGAGGAAAGUUUGGGGAGGAAGAAGAAGAUGGAGACGUACCAAUAUUUGAAGCUGGCGUCAAGUCUGCAGAGUUCAGGAAAAAGAAAGGUGGAGGAAGCUGGAAGGUUGUCGCGACUGCAGCUUCGACGACUUCCUUGACGUCGGGAAAUAGGGAUGAGGACCAGGAAGCAGACAGGAUCCUUGCUGAAGCCGCGGAAGAAUCUCGACUGCGCCGCCAGGAGAUCGAGGAUGAAGACGCUCCUACGAUUGUUGAAGAGAAAGACGGCGGCCCUCGCAUGCAGUCUGGCAUUCGGGCCGGUCUCCAGACUGCUGCGGACACCGCCGCCCUGGUCGAGAAGGAAGAGCGUGAAAAGCAAAAGGAACUUGAAUCACUCAAUUCGAGGACCAAAUCAACGAAACACAAGGAUCGACCAGUUAAGGAAGAGGAAACCAUCUACCGUGACGCCACCGGCCGACGCAUCGACGUCAGCCUGAAGCGAGCAGAAGCUCGAGCCGCAGCGGAGGAGAAGGCGCGAGCCGAAAGGAAAGCAAAGGAGGAUGCCAUGGGUGAUGUGCAGCGGCGGGAGCGGGAAGAACGUAGGAAAGAAUUGGAGGAAGCGAAAUUCCUGAGUCUAGCCCGGGGCGUGGACGAUGAAGCGAUGAACGAUGAGCUACGUGCUAAAAUCAGGUGGGAUGACCCUAUGGCUGAGUACAUGGCACAACAACAAGCGGAAGAAGCAACAACGGAGCGCGCUGUAUCAACGAAAAAUUCUGGGAAGGUGGCAGUGAGGAAGAAGGUUUAUACAGGUCCUCCAGCCGCCCCGAAUCGGUAUGGAAUCCUCCCGGGCUGGCGGUGGGAUGGGGUCGAUCGAAGUAAUGGCUUUGAAAAAGAAUGGUUCCAGGCCCGUUCCAAGAGAGGGAGAGAAGAAGAGUUGCGGUAUCAAUGGCAGAUGGAUGAGUGA
This is a messenger RNA of Fonsecaea nubica, 1149 nucleotides long. RefSeq lists its product as hypothetical. The transcript has a single exon. Gene Ontology annotation, biological process: mRNA splicing, via spliceosome. Bases 1 to 1149 code for a protein of 382 amino acids. The record is from RefSeq and is a predicted model, not a curated record. NCBI's taxonomy places the organism in Eukaryota, Fungi, Ascomycota, Eurotiomycetes, Chaetothyriales, Herpotrichiellaceae. Gene Ontology annotation, molecular function: RNA binding. Gene Ontology annotation, cellular component: U2-type spliceosomal complex; RES complex.